Molecule: messenger RNA, 1833 nt
Organism: Melampsora larici-populina 98AG31
Lineage: Eukaryota; Fungi; Basidiomycota; Pucciniomycetes; Pucciniales; Melampsoraceae
Exons: 4
Coding region: 1-1833 (610 amino acids)
Biological process (GO): mitochondrial translation
Cellular component (GO): mitochondrial small ribosomal subunit
Molecular function (GO): structural constituent of ribosome
Source: RefSeq, a predicted model, not a curated record
AUGUUUCCAAUCCCUUCUACCAGCACACGGCAAAACCUGAUCCGAAAUACUUAUCGACAUGCUCAACUUAAUCUCGUAUCUAAUAGACUGAUCUCAAUAAAUGCUCAAACAAAAGAUCUUACGAAACCAGAAGGAACUGAAGAUGAUGAUGAUUUGCUUUCUAGUCUGACAAAAAGAAGAGGUGGAAGAGCAAACAAAGGUGGAGCCAAGAUGAGUCCCAUAGAAUGGCUAAAUAGUGAAGAAGGACGUAGGUUUCGAGAUCCGGUGAUCGGUGGUACAAACUGGUUAGGUGAUGAUGUGCCAUUCCCAACAAACCCGUGGUUCAAACCUAAGGCACCUUUGUGGGAUGGUGUUCGAACAAAAGUGUACGAAUCGUUCAAAAGUCGAGUCAAUUCAAUGCCACCCAACGAUCCCAACAUGUCACUCGCUCAAACUAAAAUUCAAGAACAAAUCUUAAUUCGACAAACAUCCGAACAAUGGGGUAUCUCCAAAGAUCGAAUUUCUGCUAUCAUCAAAUUAAAAGCUUUAGAAGAAUCAUGGUCACUUCCAAAUCAAUCAAAUCAAGAACCUCAAAAAGUACUCCAAUUGAACUUUGAAAAAGGAAUGGAAAAUGUAUUAGGUGUUAAUCGUAAUUUGUCUAAGAUAGUAGAUGAAGAUGUGAAUGAAUUCUCCAAUAGGAAGUUGAUGAAGAAAUCAAAAUUCUUUGGAUUCGAAUUUGUUCCUCUCGAUUCACCAAUUCCCGAAUCACCUAUCAUUCACGAAACAAGUGCUGAGGGAAGUAGUGAUUCCAAGCCAAGGCGUCAAAAGUAUCAAGAAGACGACAUUCCUUCACCAGAAAGGCACAUAUACGGAGAAGAUGGUGUACCUCGACCUCCUUCCUGUUACAUCUCCAAUCCACCGAAAAAAGUCCCCAUGGUCUUCACAGACGUCUCCAAUUUCCCACGCCAACCCAAACCAAUCUCAAAACGAAAAGCCAAACAUUUCCCUCGGAGUUCUAUACUCUCACCCUACUCUCAAUCAGAUUCGACUCCUUCUCAUCCCCAUUCAAGACACCAACGUCGCUCUAAUUCUACAUUAGCAUCAAUGUCAGUUCGGAUAGCAGAUGGAGAUCUUGCAUACCCUUCUAGCACUUCUAGAAUCUCUCAAAGUAACUCACUCUCUGAUGAACAUAAAGAAGUGGUUUCUGAACUCUUGAGAAAGUUCAAAGGAUGUUCAAGUUCAGAAGCUGGAAUGAAGAUGUUAGAUGAAUUCAAAUUCGAUUCAAGUCCAUUAAACAAUGAAUCAAUCAAAGAAAUGGUACUCUUAAGAGCAGGUGGUUUAUCAUUUCGAGAAUCAAUGGGAAAUUGGAAUAAUGAUUUAUCAAAGACUCAAGAUCUUCAACCUAGUUUAAAAGGAGAUGAACAAGCGAUUCAAAGUAUGAAAUAUCAAAUGAUCAAAUCAAUCUAUAUGAAAAAACUUGAACUUAAUCAAGCUGGACGAUUACUCUUACCUGAAAAAGUUAGAAGUAAGCAAGAGAAAGAUUUUAGUAUUGUACAGCAAAGUGUUUCUUCCGUUCUGCCUCAAGUUCAACAAGUUAAGUUAAGAAAAGGUGAUCGAUUAUUAAAACAAUGUAUGAAGGGUCCAGCUGGAAGGAUGAAACAGCGUCAACUUCUCAAAGCUCAAAAGUCAUUCAAUAUAGCUCAUGUAGUACAUUCCAGGUUUUUGUCGAAGGGGGCAGGGCCCUUGCACAUAUUGCAAUGUGACACAAUAAUUGCCCCAGUGUUAGGUGGUCCUGCCCUGCACCCUUACAUACGUAGGGAAGCCAAGAACUUUUACCAUCAUCCAGGAGGAUAG